Salvelinus sp. IW2-2015 is the source of this 1314-nucleotide messenger RNA. Its product is annotated as adenosine 5'-monophosphoramidase HINT3. Lineage: Eukaryota; Metazoa; Chordata; Actinopteri; Salmoniformes; Salmonidae. The record is from RefSeq and is a predicted model, not a curated record. Gene Ontology annotation, molecular function: catalytic activity.
ACAUUUUGUGCUGGGACUCUUAUCCCAUCUUUUUCAAACAUCUCUGGCUUCGCUCUAGCCUUGCUGACGCGCGACCCACGUGACUACACGACGAGGAAGUAGAGAGGCUGGUGUUUUAUCAAGUCAUAUCUCAGCUGUACAGUCACAGAUAUAACAUUGUUCUAUCUAUACAAAUCUUUGGCACGGUAGUGAGGGGCAUUCUGAGUCAUUUCGGUGAGCUCCCAACUGGAUCCUCGUUCAAAAUACUUUAAAACUCGAUCUAGAACCAAGGGAAAAUUGCAAAUCGCCGUUGUAAAGCGCAGGAAUUAGCUACCUUUAUGUCAGAUCGUGAAAUGCACGUUUAAAUACAUUUUUACCUGGAUAAAUUAUUCACCUACAAAAAUGAAUUUUCUUUAAACACACUGCAAAAAUGAGCGUGGACCAGAAUGACACGCUUUCUUGUUUCUGCAGUGAGGAUUCACCCUCUUUAGACAAUUAUUUUGUAACGUAUCUGCAGGUAAUCGUUUUGAGACAACAACAAAAAACUAGUACUUGUAUGUAAAUCAGGGGAAACUAAUGAACGGCAUUUUCACUCAUGCGAUUCGAUUCCCGACGUUCAUAAAACAAAACAAAAAGAGCAGCUAGGUCGGGAACGACCCAUCACAGUGAAAUGGCAACUUAUGAAAGCACUGAUAAUGAAGCAAAGGACACCACAUCUCCAAACGAGAAUGACAAAACUUGCUGUUUCUGUAAUAUUGCCAAGGAACAGUCGGGGUCUGACACAGAAAUGCAGCUUUUUUAUAAGAAGCCAAGUGUUUAUUAUUCUCAAAUGCGUAAGGAUGAUGAACUGGUCUGCUUUCGUGACCUGAAACCCGGGGCACGGCAUCAUUACCUGGUUGUACCUAGGACACACGUCGGGAACUGCAAAUCACUCCGGAAGGAGCACAUACCUUUGGUGGAGAAGAUGGAGGAAAUGGGAAGGAGUGUAUUGCAGAAGAAAAAGGUGACUGACCUGGAUGACAUAAGGAUGGGGUUCCACAUGCCCCCCUUCUCCUCUGUCCCUCACCUCCAUCUCCACGUCAUUGCUCCUGCCAGUCAGAUGAGCAUCAGGUCGCUCAGGCACUAUGGGCCACAAUCCUAUUGGUUCAUCACUGUAGACAAAGUGCUCCAGCAGUUAAGGACCCAGAACCAGGUCAAAUAAGAACACACCUGGUUUAGCAGGAAACAACAGGACUGGGCCACAACUCUUACAUGGCUGACUGCAUUUCCUCCCUAUACUUGACAUGCACUAAUCUGAAGGACUGGCCCGCAAAAAGAUUUGUUUGUUUUUGGUUA